CGGUUGCACGAGGACUGCCGUUCGGUUUUGCCGCCUUUAGUUGAAUUUCCGCGCUCGGCCGGAUAUCAUUGUGGUUUUGUGUGUAGCGCCAGUCCGUCUUCCGCGCGCGUAUUUCGUGCGCUUCCCCGAUCGUUUACGCAGAUACGUUUCAUAAUAUUAUCCGAUUGUGUCCGCCGUUCGUCAGCAGAGUUCAUCGAUUAAACGUCAAUAAUAAUUACUGCAUUGUUUGUGAGUGUUGAAACGGAAUAAAGCUAAAACCAGUGGGAACGUAUUUUUCAAAUCGACAGAUUAACUGGAAGAUUCAAUGUUGUGUACCCAUAAUAAUAUGUACUUGAAGACAACCACAUGUAACAUGUGUUAACGUUGAACGGAGAAAAAUCACCCGUCACCCGAGUAUACCUAUCGUAGAAAAAAAAUUAUAUAAGUGAAUUACCUCAAGAAAAUAAUAAUAAUAAUACUAGCAAGUCUUACCACACAUGAGGGCCAAAGACCUCCAAUGGACUUGUUUACAGUUUACACAUGCCCGAUAAUAUGUCUUGUCACGGUGGCCCGCGCGAAUACGAGUACAUAUAGGCACCAGAUAUACAGCAUCUCUACUGUUGAUUUAGCACUCUUAGAUCGAAUGAAUAAGACAAAUAUGACAGAUUUCCAAAGGACCCGGAGUAAAGUGUGGUUCUCGAACGACGACGAUGAAGAUAUUCAUCACUCGUGGCGCCGACAACCAUCUUCGUCACCAGAGAGUAGACGCGUGUUAUCUGGAAGUCCGAGCAAUGGUAGUCACAAGUCUCAAGAUUCGGGUUUUUCCGACUCGGAGAGUAGUCCUCUUGGACUUUCCAAAGCUUUGCCAAAAGAAGAAAAACAACUGCAGGACGAAACGAAUGUAUUCACCGACAAACUGCCGGGCGGUAUUUUAUCGGAAACUUCAGUUUCCAGAAUUCCGUCACCAUGUGAGUCACAACAAUCAGACAUAUGCAACUGCUUUUUGCCAGCUUGCGAAUUGUCGAGGAAGUUUCGUUCGCUUGAAUACGUGGCAGAUGCAGAUACAUCAUCACCGUUCAGAAAGACUAAAAGAUACGAAGAAGAACUGCGGACGCCCAACCGGACAUGUUUUAUCGUCGACGAAUUACCUAAAAGUAACGUAGUGCUAUCAACACCGAGUUCAACCAAAAGUUUUGACGGACAUUUCGAUCAGUCAGAAAACGUCACCGUCGUAGAAAAUGUCAAACAGGACGGUGGUAGCAAUGACAAUUUGAUUAUCGAUCCGCCUACACCAUUUGUCGAUCGUUUAAACAAUGCUGAUUCUAUUAGUCUUUGUGAGUCUGAUAGACCUGAUACACCUGAACACACGUCCACACCAAAAUCAACCAAAGACAGAUGUUGCACUCCUAAAUUGCAUUAUAGAAAAGAGCUGCAACUGAGGAAACCAAAAUGUCUACAAAUCAAUACUGACAGAACUGAACGUGAAAACGAAGUACCCGUUGGACAAUGGUUAAAUGAACUAAGGUUUAGAUGUGAACCUGAAUGUAUGACCACCUUACAAUCGAAAUCAAUUGCUACUUCUGAAGAUGCGUGCCGUUUUUCUACAAUUGUCUGUACAGAUUCUGAAAUUAUACGGGACCUUUACCAACGUACAAAAGCUAUUUCUGAUGAAUUUAAAAAAGUUUACAACGAUUUAAAUAAAUGUCGAAUUGAUAAUUUUGGCCCAUCUGUCCAAACAUUAACUGGUUUACUGUUAGACUUUGUUUGUGAUCACGAAAGUGAGCUACCUGAACAAGGUCAAGAUUUAUGUAUGGACUUAGUUGAUGUUACGGAGAAACUAAGAGUCCACGCUAACCGACGUCUGGGCAACAGAAAAAUAAUUCUUAACGACGUUUCCGCACUGGGACAAAUAUUUAGCGAAUUAAUUGACGCAUUGUUAAUGAAGAGAAUACAGUCUUUGGUCAAUAUUUUGGAAGAACCAAGCACUGAUAUCGAACUCGUCAAAACCAUGUCUAGCAUCAACAGUUUAGGUUUGGAAAGUGUUCAUCUCGGUAGUCUGGUAACAAAAUGUAAUGGUGUACGAUCACUGCUAACCGUUUGCCUAGAUGCUGUAUCUAGUACAGUUAGAUCAGCUGCUCUGCGCACAUUAGCCAUGGUAUGUUGUUCGUCGGACAGCAUCAGACAAUUUGAAAAGGCUGGAGGUGUAGAAAUUAUAUCUGACAUUUUAGGAAGUAAAACUCGCUCGGAAAAAGAACUCACCGACGCUGUGUCAGUAUUAGCUCAGAUAACUGCUCCUUGGAUCGAAGACAACCACGUAGUCAAUGGUCUUAACGAAUAUCUAGACACUAUUAUAUCCUCGUUAACAUACCUAGUGGAGACUACUCAUUCUUCGGAAACAUUGUUGUUGUCAGCUGCUGCUUUAGCCAACAUUACGUUCAUGGAACCGAACGCGAUUUGGACAAUAUUGAACAUGGGAACCGCUGGAUCCUUGAUCGAAGCGGUUAGGAAAAAUGGUACCAAGUCAUCGGUGUUUUUGCAGGAACAAACAGCGACGCUAUUGGCCAACAUGGCAGCAGUCCCUGAAACCAGACCACACAUGGCAGCCAAUCACGCAGUGAUUGCUUUACUAUGUUUCCUACAAGUACGACACUCACCGUUACAACGCAUUCCAGAGAUAUUGGCUGCUGAACGUCUACAGCACAAGACCGCUAUCGCCUUGUCCAGAUUGUGCAGUGACGUAGAAGUGUCGAAACAAAUCGUGGAACUGGAAGGCGUUAACCGUCUGAUUAGGUUAUGCAAAGACGAACGGGAACGAAAUCACAGCGACGGAGUACUAGUGGCAUGCUUGGCCUCGUUACGAAAAAUCGCUGCCAAUUGUGGCAGAGACAUCAUGAACGAAUGUGACGCCGCCGAGCUGAUCGAACCAAGACUGCUGGACUCAUUUCUUUUGUACUCAUCAAAACAAGAGAGUUACGUUUGAAUAUUUCAACCCAAAGAAGUAAAUCAAACUUGAUCAUACGUCCAUGCUUAUUGCACAAUAUGUACACACUUACAUGUUAGCAUAAUAUGUAUAAUUAUUGUUUUAUUAACCACUGAAUGUGCGUAUGUAAAAUUUAUUUUAUGUAGCUUUUAUAUUAUAUAUUAUACCCAUUAGGCUGUUUAUAAAUAUAUUUUAUUUUUAUCUAGUCCACAUAUAUCAUGACAAGUGCCAAUGUAGAUGAUAAUAUUUAGAUGGUAUUGUACUGUCUUUUGUCACUAACUCUGUAACUAUUAUUGCUAUUAUUAUUAUUAUUAUAUAUAUAAAUAAAUACAUUUUUUAUACAUAUUACUUAAUC
This is a messenger RNA of Sipha flava (yellow sugarcane aphid), 3314 nucleotides long. It is a transcript of the gene insc, whose product is annotated as protein inscuteable homolog. Gene Ontology annotation, cellular component: apical cortex. Bases 497 to 2959 code for a protein of 820 amino acids. Gene Ontology annotation, biological process: establishment of mitotic spindle orientation; regulation of asymmetric cell division; apical protein localization. Gene Ontology annotation, molecular function: cytoskeletal adaptor activity. Lineage: Eukaryota; Metazoa; Arthropoda; Insecta; Hemiptera; Aphididae. The record is from RefSeq and is a predicted model, not a curated record. The transcript is spliced from 11 exons.